UAGUGAUUCGGUUGGCCGAUUUUUUAAAUAAUUAUUUAGUUAAUUAGUUAAUUAUUUAUUUACUCGAGUUGAUACUUGAAGUUUUUAAAUCUGUACAUUUUGCGCUUAUUUUAAUUUAACUUGUUUGGCGGAAAUUAUUCACAAUUCUGUGCGGAUGGUUUUUUACGACAUUUAUUUUUAAUUUAAUAAAUAAAUAGUUUUAUUCGGCGAAAUUUUUUUUAAAUAUAAAUAAAAUUAUUAUUAAUUUAACAACAAACGAUAAAUAUUUGAUCUUCUAAUCUAAACGUUUUUAAAAAUCGUGUUUCUUCAUCCAAGAAAAAUUGAGGCAAACAUGCCAAUUAUGAGCAGCAGUACCGUGGGGAAAUCUGCCCGGUGCAGGUUUGCCGAUGAUUUUUCCCGCAUUGGUGCCCCCGUCUUCAACUUGGCCAAAUGCCUGAACGAUUCGAUGAACCAGGGAGAGAUGAUUGAUUAUACUUCUGCUGUUGAAAGUAGUGGCGAGAAUCCAGAACAUCACAACAGCAUCAUUCACACACCAUGCCGAACAUUAAACAGAAACUCCAUGUGGGAUUCUGGAUUUGGCAGUCCGACCACAAAUUUCAGUUCCACCAAAAAGCCCACAACAAUCCGCAAUCGCAUGACAGAAUCGGAUUCUCUAUUUUUUUCACCCAUUUCAUAUUCAUCAGAGCAAGAAGAACUCAAAAAAAUGCUUGAGAAGAGCUUCACAAACAGCAAUGGCAACCUGAAUGAUUUUGACUUUGCACCCCUUCCAGCAACUCCAGUUUGUCGGAAUGGUUCAUCCAGUAGGAGACUUCUUAAUUCUUCAAACUGCAAUAUUCAGCACAGUAUGAAGAAGAUGAACAUCAACCCAUCACCUUACUCCCAUCACGACGAUGCUCCUGAUUCGAUCCACACAUCCAGAUUUUACAUAAAGUCACACAAAAAAUCAAAAGUUCUUUUCUCUAAUGUUAACAGUCCUCGGGCCAAUGUCAAUCCAUUUGCUGUUGAUCUUAAAAAUUCACAUCUAAGGUCAGGAACUAAAAGAUGUAGAGAGCAAGUUGACAGCAGUCCAGUCAACCUUGACUCCAGUCUCGAUGAGAGUAACCAACAACCCCAAAAGAAGUUAGCCCUCCGAAGCAUGAAUACUUCGAGGUUCAAGAAGGAGUUCCAUAUGAUGUCGCGCAUUGGAGAUGGCCAUUUUGGCUCUGUCUUCCAAUGUCUCAACAGACUAGAUGGCUGCACAUAUGCUAUCAAAAGAUCAAAUAAGCAAGUUGUUGGCAGUGUUUUUGAAAACAAUGCAAUAAAUGAAGUGUAUGCACAUGCAGUCCUGGGAAAACAUCCACACAUCAUUGGUUAUUAUUCAUCGUGGGUGGAGCAAGACAGACUCUUCAUACAAAACGAAUACUGCAAUGGUGGAAGCCUCUCGAAUGUUCUUAGACAAGAUCGCCUCAACAACUGCGUCUUCUCCGAGAGACAACUUUCAGCACUACUCUACCAAGUUUCUGACGGUCUCUCCUAUGUACACUCACAUGGCCUCGUACACCUAGAUUUGAAACCUGACAAUAUUCUAGUCUGCUACAGAAAGAAGCAAACGUCAUCUUUUGCGUCGUCGUCGCCGGCUUCUGUCACUGCAACAUCCCCGUCGUCGCUAAUGUUAUUCUCAUCAUCCUUGUCACCUUUGCCUAAGAAAAGUGAUUUUGGCAUGGUGACCUCAAUUACGAGCUCUUCGGUGAAUGAAGGUGAUUGCAGGUACCUCCCGAAAGAAAUCUUGCAAGAGAAUACGACUGACGUACAGAAAGCAGAUAUAUUCUCCUUAUCACUCACAGUUUAUGAAGCUGGCAGUAAUGUGGAGAUGCCCCUGAAUGGACCCACCUGGCAGGAAUAUAGACUCUUUGGAUUGCCUAACCUUAGACACGUUUCAGAAGAUUUCAAUGAUAUUUUAAGGGUGAGUUAA
Molecule: messenger RNA, 1951 nt
Organism: Helobdella robusta
Lineage: Eukaryota; Metazoa; Annelida; Clitellata; Rhynchobdellida; Glossiphoniidae
Exons: 6
Coding region: 332-1951 (539 amino acids)
Biological process (GO): protein phosphorylation
Molecular function (GO): protein kinase activity; ATP binding
Source: RefSeq, a predicted model, not a curated record